UAAAAAAGUGGGAGAGAGUAUAAUUACUUCUUAUAUUUAUGUUAUUUAUAUUUUAAUACCUCAAAGGCUCACACCAAACACCCCUUACAGUAUCUUCGAAACAAUCAUUCACAGCAAUAAAUUAAGUAGAACUCAAAUGGCGAAAAUUGCAGCGUUUGCCAAAAGUUCGAGAUGGUCACUUAAUGGCUUGGCUGCUCUUGUCACUGGUGGCACUUCUGGAAUUGGGCAUGCAGUUGUAGAGGAGCUAGCUGGACUUGGUGCAAAAGUGUACACAUGUUCCAAGACAGAAUCAGAGCUUACUGAGCCAAUGCAAGACUGGGCAGACAGGGGCAUACAAGUACAAGGCUCAGCAUGUGAUGUAACUUGUAGAGAUCAAAGAGUUCAGCUCAUGGAAAAAGUUUCCUCUGCAUUUGAUGGAAAACUCAACAUUCUUAUAAACAAUGUUGGGACAAAUAUUUGGAAGCGCACAAUCGAUUAUAAUGCCGAAGAUUAUGCCCAUAUCAUGUCUACCAAUUUAGAAUCAUCAUUCCAUAUGUGUCAACUUUCUCAUCCUCUUCUUAAAUCAUCUGGAGCUGGAAGUAUUGUUUUCACAGCCUCUGCUGCUGGUAUUGUCCACGUCUCCGGUGGUUCUAUUUACGGAGCAACAAAAGCGGGAAUGAUUCAGCUUACACGAAAUUUGGCUUGCGAAUGGGGGAGAGAUGGUAUUCGGGUUAAUGCUGUUGCACCAGGUUACAUAAACACACCACUCGUGAAACAU
Molecule: messenger RNA, 757 nt
Organism: Capsicum annuum
Lineage: Eukaryota; Viridiplantae; Streptophyta; Magnoliopsida; Solanales; Solanaceae
Product: tropinone reductase homolog At5g06060-like
Molecular function (GO): oxidoreductase activity
Source: RefSeq, a predicted model, not a curated record